This is a messenger RNA of Armigeres subalbatus, 893 nucleotides long. RefSeq names its product pyridoxine/pyridoxamine 5'-phosphate oxidase-like. Gene Ontology annotation, biological process: pyridoxine biosynthetic process; pyridoxal 5'-phosphate biosynthetic process. The coding region runs from base 80 to 805 and encodes 241 amino acids. The record is from RefSeq and is a predicted model, not a curated record. Lineage: Eukaryota; Metazoa; Arthropoda; Insecta; Diptera; Culicidae. Gene Ontology annotation, molecular function: pyridoxamine phosphate oxidase activity; FMN binding. The transcript is spliced from 4 exons.
CUUAUCACUACAUAACUAUCAAGUUAAUUGUUGUUGAAGUUUUUGUUUUCACCUAAAUCAAAUCACCGGAGCUAUCUGAAUGAUUCGGAACAUCACUCGAAGGAUGUCUUCAAUCGAUAUAUCAGCAUUACGUAUAAAGUACAAAGAGCAGAAGGAUGUUUUCCUUGAAUCCAGCAUUGAAGUGAAAGAACCAUUCAGCCUGUUUCGAAAAUGGUUCGAUGAGGCAUGCAACACACCGGAGAUCAUAGAACCGAACGCGAUGUGCCUGGCAACAGCGACGAAGGAUGCGAUUCCUUCCGCUCGAUUCGUACUGCUGAAAGAUAUUACCGAUCAGGGAUUCACCUUUUUCACUAACUAUGAAAGCCGUAAAGCAGAUGAAAUUGCCGCCAACCCCAAUGUGGCCCUCACAUUCUACUGGCUGCCACUGAGACGUUCGGUCCGCAUCGAGGGUUCGGCGGAGAAAGUUCCCCGUGGCGAGUCGGAAGCCUACUUUCAUCAGCGUCCUCGUGCCAGCCAAAUCGGCGCUCUGGCCAGCCCACAAAGUCAACCGAUUCCAAACCGCGACUAUCUGGAUCAGAAGGAGCAGUCCAUCAAGGACCAACUGGGACCGGACGGUGAAGUUCCGUUGCCAAACUGGGGUGGAUAUUUGGUGCGACCGCGCACGAUCGAGUUCUGGCAGGGACAAACCAAUCGGCUGCAUGACCGCAUUCGAUUCCGGCAACAGUUAAAGGAGGGAGAAAAGGCUGACGGAGAAGUGCUGCAUCAAGGAGAAGGUGGAUGGUUCUAUGAUCGGCUGGCUCCAUAAGAUGGGUUGUUGGUGGCUGGUUGUUUAUAGCAUUUAAUGCAUUGGUUUUUUGGUAUAUGAAAUAUAUCUUUGUUUGUUUAUCAGUUUA